CCUUUGGCAGCAGGAGACAGAAGAAAAAAAUCUUUGUUGAGAUGGGAAUGGCCUCGGCGACGACUUCCGUCUCUCAAUUACAUUUGGACGACGUGGCGUAGCAUAUGAACUGCCAUCCUUAUUAUCCUCCUCUUCUUGUCCAUCACCAACACCAGGGGUCUGGAAGAGUAUCGAUGGCUGCAGCCCCCUACCCAAGAGAUGACCUUCCAGAUGAAGUCCCGAGCAAGAGGCUUGAGAUCUUGGCACAGCAGCUGCGCCUCUAUAAGCCAACACCGGCAACAACAGCGGCAGCAGCGGCAAUUGUGGAAGAGGGGAUCGGUGGGGGAGGCUCUCUCUCCCAACAGAUAGCUUCUGGGUGCCCUUCGGCUUCCUUCGCCCAGAAGAACAUGACCUUCAUCAACAGAAGCGCCAAGCGAGCCGCGGUCUUAGUAUGCCUGUUCGAAGGGGAUGAUGGGGAGCUUCGUGUCAUCCUCACCAAGAGAUCUGCAAAUCUCUCUUCCCACUCUGGGGAAGUAUCAUUACCAGGCGGAAAAGCGGAAGAAGGGGAUGCAAAUGAUGCGGCGACCGCGCUCAGAGAGGCGAAGGAAGAGAUUGGGCUCGAUCCAUCUUCGGUUACGGUGGUGGCUGUCCUUGAACCCUUUCUAUCGAAGCAUCUAUUGAGAGUAGCACCAGUGGUUUGCAUACUCCCCAACAAGGAAUCCUUCACGCCGUCUGCAAAUAAGUCAGAGGUGGACGCCAUUUUCGAUGCGCCUUUGGAGAUGUUCCUCAAGAAUGAGAAGAGAAGAUGGGAAGAGAGGGAAUGGUUGGGACUGAAGUUCCUGGUCCAUUUUUUCGAUUUCCAAUGCGAGAAGGGUGAGUUCAUGAUAUGGGGAUUGACUGCCCAGAUCUUGAUUCGAACUGCAUCCAUCGUGUUUCAGCGGCCACCGGACUUUGUGGAGCAGUUGCCAGAAUUUCAUGUCUUGAAUCAGAGAGAAGAUGGCUCACUCUUGUAAUGUGGUUUUAUUGAGCAAUUAAGUCAGAAGAUUAUUCCAUUCUAAUAAAAACCUUCUAAUUGUUA
This is a messenger RNA of Nymphaea colorata (pocket water lily), 1057 nucleotides long. Its product is annotated as nudix hydrolase 15, mitochondrial-like. Bases 105 to 992 code for a protein of 295 amino acids. The transcript is spliced from 4 exons. The record is from RefSeq and is a predicted model, not a curated record. Gene Ontology annotation, molecular function: acetyl-CoA hydrolase activity; coenzyme A diphosphatase activity. Gene Ontology annotation, biological process: coenzyme A catabolic process. Lineage: Eukaryota; Viridiplantae; Streptophyta; Magnoliopsida; Nymphaeales; Nymphaeaceae.